Molecule: messenger RNA, 3290 nt
Organism: Oncorhynchus tshawytscha (Chinook salmon)
Lineage: Eukaryota; Metazoa; Chordata; Actinopteri; Salmoniformes; Salmonidae
Gene: slc19a2
Product: solute carrier family 19 member 2
Exons: 7
Coding region: 348-1808 (486 amino acids)
Biological process (GO): vitamin transport; transmembrane transport
Cellular component (GO): plasma membrane
Molecular function (GO): vitamin transmembrane transporter activity
Source: RefSeq, a predicted model, not a curated record
AUUAAAUUCGUAUUUUAUUGAACCUUUUUUGACAGUCAUUCUGAAACCAAGGCCUCUUUUACAGAUGAGCCCUGCAUACACAAUAUAAACAUCAAUGGCCAGAAUCUGAUUAAGAAAAUGUAAUAACUUUAAGUAUACCAGCGUGUGUGCCUCUGUUUUUUAAAUACUCUUUUAUUUUGUUGCCUUAGACGAACCCUCUCUUGGCUCUCAUUUAAUUGGCCGAAGGUUCUGUCGUCAUUUUACUGCGACGCACAAUAUUUUCACUUGGUUUUCCAUAUUGCUGUCAGAUCAAAUCUAGCGACAGUGGUGCGUUGAGGUCAUGUUAUGGUGUGCUUUUUUGGGUUGACAUGUCUCAACUAUAUCCCACGAUCUUACUUUGUGUUUAUGGAUUCUUCUCUAAUCUCCGACCUUCUGAGCCUUUCUUAACUGCGUUUUUGAUGGGACCUGAUAAAAACCUUACUGAAACAGAGCUUGUAAAUGAAAUCUACCCAAUAUGGACCUAUUCCUACCUCGUGCUACUCUUCCCAGUCUUCCUGGCCACGGACUACCUGUGUUACAAGCCUGUGCUGAUCCUGCAGGCAGUGAGCUUGGUAGUGACCUACUUUAUGCUAGUGAAGGCCCAGGGUGUGCUGGCCAUGCAGCUUCUGGAGUUGUUCUUUGGCCUCGCCACUGCCACAGACAUAGCCUACUACUCUUACAUCUACAGUGUGGUGGAGCCGGCCCAGUACCAGAGAGUCACUGGUUACUGUCGUAGUAUUACGUUACUGGGCUCCGCUGCUGGCUCGCUGGCUGGGCAACUGCUAGUGUCUGUGGCUCAGAUCCGGCUGCUCUACCUCUGUAUUAUCACAUUGGUGUCGGCCAUCUUGGCCUUCGUGGCGCCCUGGUUUUUGCCCAUGCCCAGUAAGAGCUUGUUCUUCCAUAAGCGCCAGGGGACAGAGGGGGAGAAGCCGGUGCAUCAGAACAGCAGGGUUCCCAUGGAUGAAGCAGAGGACCCUGAGAGCAAAGUACCUCUGAAGAUUGAUGAGGUCACCAUGGUCGUGACGGCCAGUGAUGGUGGUGGCGCUAGCAGUGGCUUAGUGGACGUGUUAAGGAUCCUAUGGGAAGACUUCCUGCAGUGCUACUCAUGCCCUGCCCUCCUGGCUUGGUCGGUGUGGUGGGCCCUCUCUACGUGUGGCUACUUCCAGUUGGUCAACUAUGUUCAGGCCCUGUGGGAGAAAGUCCUGCCCUCCCAGGAGUUUGAGAUCUACAAUGGAUACGUGGAGACAGUCUCCACCUUGUUAGGUGCGUUAGCAGCCUUCGGGGUGGGCUCCAUCAAGGUCUCCUGGGCAGUCUGGGGAGAGCUGGCUCUCUGCAUCUUCUCAGUGGUCAUGGCUGUGGCUGUGUACCUCAUGGACACCAUCAGGAACAUCUGGGUGUGCUACACCUCCUAUGUGGUCUUCAGAGCCACCUACAUGCUGCUGAUAACCAUCGCUACGUUUCAGAUUGCUGCCAACCUGAGUAUGCAGCGAUAUGCCUUAGUGUUUGGAGUGAACACUUUCAUUGCCCUGCUGCUUCAGACUCUGCUUACUGUUGUGGUAGUGGACUCUGUCGGGCUGGGCCUGGACAUUUUCCCACAGUUUCUCAUAUACGCCAGCUACUUCGCUGUGAUCGCAGUGAUCUUCCUCAUGGCAGGGCUGUACAAGCUGGUGUUGAGGAGAAGAUCCCAGCCAGCGGCCCAGCCUCAGACUGAUAGUGGAGAGACUGAGUCAGACUGCCUUAGCAGAGACUCUCCUCCCCUCAACGAGCUGCAGCAGAUCACAGGGACAUGACUACCUGUUUAUGGUGCAGUACUACAGAGGAACACGUCAGGACCAGUGUUGGACCCAAUUCCACUUAAACUCAGUCAAUUCAGGAUGAUUUGAAAUGGAAUUGACCCCAACCGUGGUCAUCACACCAUGCAAGUGUGUUGUACGCCUUCGCUUGCUCAAGCACAUGGUUCAUGGAUUGGGUGCAGGCCUAAAAACACUUGCAGAGUGUAACAUUUGAAUGUUUAUAUGAUAGCCUUAUGGGUUUAAUGAAAAUGUGUAGUUUGCCUAUAUUUAGGCUUUGUUUGUGAUUUCCAAUUGUUUUUGUCACACAAGCUUUAUUUGUGGUGUAUGUUGCAUAAUGGUCGUCGGCCUGCUAUCUGAUUUUCACACUUUAAAUCCUUGUCUUAACUACCAAAGGCAGUCAAUGGAUAAGCAAUAAAUGUUACAUUCUGAACUGCUAGAAAUAUGUUAUGAAUUGUUAGAGUUCAAUUGUUGCAAGAAUAGCUUUUUAUAAAAUGUACCCACAAGCAUCGAUUCAAAUGUCACAAAGAUUUAAUUGAUCAGCAGUGGAUUGUCAAGUGUCUUAAGAUAAAUAUGUCCAUCUAAUAUCUAGCUACGACGUGUUAACCUUACAUUCAUGGGUCAAAAAUGAAAAGCAUAUGUAAGUGAUUGACAUGGAGUUGGAGGCCAUAUUUACAGUAUAUUAUUGUGUUAUAUUCACUGGCCUUGAAUGUAGGUCUACUACUGAAGUGGUUCAACUAUACUGUAUUAAUACAAAUGAGCUUCUUUUUACUAUCAAUACAAAUCCCAGUAGUUGAAAGGCUGAGCGCUGUAGCAGAUGACUGAAGGUGAUGAUUAUGUACCGAGAGCUGAUUCAGUGUUGUCUGGUGGUCACUGAAAGACCAAAAGCACCUACAGUACAUGUUAACUUACCGGUUACACAAUGUGCUGCCUCUGUUACAAGAGCAUCCCCUAAAAUAGUCAAAAGAUAAGCCUCGUUCUGUUUUCUUUAGUCAUAAUGAGAACCUUGUCUUCUUCAAUCAUGUUGGUAACAUAUUUAUGUCAUGAUACUAAGGCCUGGAUUCAAUCAGAUCGAGUGUUAACCGCAGUUAGCUGACACCCGCUAAUCGAAGUGUAGAUGACAUCUCACAUUCCAGUGUUCUAACUUGUAAACAAGGCUGCAUGGGACUUCUCUUUAACGGGACUCCAUGCAGCCAAUGGCGAGGCCCGCUUUAGGUGUUAUGCUGGGAGCAGCUUGUGGAUUUGACAGCUCUAAAGCUGGACACCGCCAGCACCGCCAAAACAACCGCUAUGCAGAUGGUAUGAUUGAACAGAGCACCUAAUUAUAGUAGGCGCUUUACGGAUCAAUUCAUGUUUAUUUUAUAUUUUUUACAAUAUGUUCAUUUGGACUUCAGUCACUACAUUCUCUCUUCAGUCUUCCCUGUUUUUGUUCUUAUGUGUAAUGUUUUUCAAUAAACAAAUAGUUUUGUAGUAUAAAAUGUU